UGAAAAGGAAUAAAUGAUUCUCGAUGAGAUUAAGAAUAACAAAUUUAAAGACAUAUAGAAUAUUGGUAUCUUAAAUGGAAGCCCGAAGCGGGCAAAAGUGAAUUUUUGAAAUAAAAUGUAACAGGAACGGUUCGAGUAUCCGCCUUUCACUCAUCCUACGGGACUGACACCGCGUUACCUGACGACCCUUCUCAAUCAAUUUGGCCGAGCAAACAGCAAAGUGGCCUUGGAUAGUCUACUAGUUCAGUGGCAGGGCAUCGGUCUUGAGGAUACGCUUCUCUAUCAGAUCUUGAUGAUAGGUAGACUUUUAAAUGAUCAAGGCAGACGCCAAGUGGAUCUGUAUCGAUUCUUAGCUGUUGCUUGCGGUUUUAUUACUUCUAGUCUAAAGGAAACGAUGAUUUAUCUUUGCGAGCUGCUUACGGACGAACCUGAAGGUGGAUCUUGUAUGAUACCACUCACGACAAUGCUCAGCAUCUAUGGUUAUCUGGCACGACUCGAUUGCUCCGGUGAAAAUCCAGAAAGUACUUCUACUUCUACUUCUAAAAAUCUCAAAAUUCUUGACAAGCCGUUGAGACAUUCACUGUUAUUGGAGGAGUACGGGAAAAAGAAUAAAGCGGAAGAAAUGAGAAAUAAGACGGUAAAAAAAGAUAAAAAUGAAACGCUUUUUACGAGCUCAAUCUCCCGGGAGGACUUGAAAUCUGUUUGCAUAAGUCAGACUGAAACUAAGAGCAAGACUAGUAAUCAUCGUGUCUGUGACUCCGCCUCAAGCGUCGAGAAAAGCAGUGCGACAAGAACCAGAGAGGAGAUAAGGGGUGAUGGUGAUAUCAAAUGUCUUGCUCGUUUGGACGCUGUCAAAGCUGAUGAGAAAGAGCUCGCGGUGAUGGUAGGAGAAAAAAGUACUCGCACUCAGCAAAAAAAGCUCCAUGUUCCUCUUCUUGCUUCCACUGAAAACGAAGACGAUAUUGCCGAUAAAACUCUUAGCAGCCCCACUCUGCAGUCAAUAAGCGAUUGUUACUCAAACAACCCGAACUACAGUUCCGUAAAAGUUUCCUCAAAGGGUGAAGCUAAAAGCAAAGAAGUGGAUGUAGCAAGGCUGGAGUUAAAGAACCAUAAGGAGAAACCGGGGUCGGAAGGGGUGUCCAAAGAAAGGGUCGGAGCCGGGUUUGGUGGAAAAAAGAACGAGGUCGACAUGUUAAAAGAUAAAAAAAUAAUAAAAUACACAGACAUGAAAGAGAAGUUGGGUCUUUCCGAAAUUUUCCAAGGGAUAUAUGAGAGUUAUCAAGUGAGGGUGAAAAAUAAAGAUUUAUUAAGUUUAUCAUGCUCCUCGUUAUCGCUGAAUGAAGAUGUUGGCUGCGAGGGAGAACAAAUUAAAGAGCCAGAAGGGAAUGAGGAAGAGGAUGAUGUUGUGGUUAAUUUUCUGAAGAGAAUGGAGAAGUUAACGUUAAGGGGAAAUAUUGACAUUAAUUAUCAAGUAAUUGGGAUUGGCGGUAUUGUUACCGAUGAAUGUAUUAAUAAUGUUCAAGAGUGGUUAACGGAAUGUGGAGCCUGUCAGCAGGGUCUCGUUGGCCCCCUUAACUUGAGACACUUCCUCUGUCCAAGACUCAACGACACUCGUGGGAAAGACUUUAAUUAAUUGCACUUAACGACGUUGCAGUACCAGCGGUAAAAAAUACCCUCAAUGCAGAAUAAACGGAAGAAGAAAAUAAGAAAAGAAAAUGGCAUUAACUAGUUAAAAUUUAGAGAUAAUGUAAUAAAAUAAAUGGAGAUUAAUUGCUAGAUUAAAUGGA
Molecule: messenger RNA, 1787 nt
Organism: Cotesia glomerata
Lineage: Eukaryota; Metazoa; Arthropoda; Insecta; Hymenoptera; Braconidae
Exons: 4
Coding region: 293-1633 (446 amino acids)
Source: RefSeq, a predicted model, not a curated record